UUCGACAGCCGGGACGGCCGGCCCCCACUGCACUGGUCGGACCACGGCGUGCUCGGGGAGGCGCGCGCUACCUACCGACCCGAAGAGAACCAGCUGAUCCUGCACGACGUGCGGCCCGCCGACCAGGGCCGCUUCCGGUGCCGAAUCGACUUCCGGCGGAUACCGACCGUCACUGGCGACGUCCGCCUCGGCGUCAUCGUGCCACCCUCGGCUCCGAUUAUUCGGAACAGUACCGGCCACAUCCUCGCCAACAACAGUCAGCAGGCGCUAACGGAGGGUGAACGUCUCUGGCUGUCCUGUGAGGUGAAGGAAGGCUACCCUCGGCCGCGCAUCAGCUGGCUGGUGCAGAACGUGUCUGGUGUGGUGGUGACGGCCGGCACCGCGGUGGCUCGCGGCACCAGCGUGAUGAGCGAACUGGUGCUGCCGGAGGUGCGCCGUGCUGACCUGCGCACCAACGUCACCUGCAGCGCCGAGAACAGCAACAGCACCGAGCCCAGCGCCGGCACCGUCACCCUGGACGUCUACUUCCGGCCUCUGAGGGUGCGACUGCAGGGAGAGGACGGUCCCCUCUCCGCGGGCAAACAGUACGAGUACGUGUGCCGUUCGUCGGGUUCCCGACCCGCAGCCACGCUCACCUGGUAUCUCAACAACGCGGCACUGCCCAACGGCAAGCAACAUGAGUCGGCGGACCGAGGGACCAGCAUCAGCACCAUCCACCUCCGCCCGGAUCUGGGCGACCAGGGCAAGACGCUCUCCUGCCGUGCCCACAACCCGAAAAUGGACCGGUCCAAAUUCAUCGAGGAUAGUCGCCGACUCAACAUCAGAUUCCCGCCGAAGGUCGCCCUCCGUCUGAGCCCUAUGAUCAGCGCCGAUGAUGUGCGCGAGGGGAUGGAUGUGUUCUUCGACUGUGAGGUUCGGUCCAACCCGCCGCCGAGCCGAGUCACCUGGCUACAUGAGGGCGAGGAGGUGGUGAUGGACAAGAAGCGAGGCGUCAUCGUCAGCAGCACCAGCCUGGUGUUGCAGAACGUCACACGUCGCCAGGCCGGGUCAUACCGGUGCCAUGCCGUCAACACAGAGGGCGAGAGCACCAGCAAGCCCACCGCACUCCGAGUCAUGUACGCGCCGGUGUGUGCCGACUCUCAGCGGCUGGUGUACGGCGUCUCACGCGGCGAGCAGGUCUCGGUGUUGUGCCGGGUCGACUCCGAUCCGCCUCCCAGCAACUUUGGCUGGACCAUGAACGGUUCGGACCACGUGCGUUCUCUGACUGCCGGCGUCGGUCACUGGCCGGCCGGGCCGCACACGAGCAGUGUGAUAGUGGAGCCACAUCAUGAUCGAGACUACGGCACACUGCUGUGCACCAGCUCUAACCGGGUCGGAAGGCAGGCGCAGCCGUGCGCCUUCAAAAUCGUGCCCGCAGGCCCUCCGGAAGUGGUUCGCGGAUGCUCAGUGACCAAUCAGACCGACGUCUCGUUCGUGGUUCACUGUUCGGCCGGCUUUGACGGCGGGCUUCACCAGCAGUUCACUCUGGAGCUGUUCAGCAGCGAGCAGCGACUGAGGCUCAACACCAGCCGAGAACAGCCACACUUUGGUGUGGCCGGCCUGGAGCCAGGCGUCCAGUACACAGCCUUGGUGUACGCCUUCAACAAGAAGGGCGCCAGUCCGCGGGUGCGCAUCACAGUGGCCACCCAGAUGGCAGCCGAGCAGAGGACCGGAAAGUCGACUCAAGGCUCGAUGGCGGAGCGCCGUCCCGGGGUCGACUGGACGCCUCUGGUGGGCGUCAUCGCCGGCGCGUCGCUGGCCGUGCUGGCCUGUGUGCUGGCCGUCAUCGCGAUGGUCCGGCGCCGCUCCAGCAGACCGGCCAAGUCGCCGGCCAAGUCGGCCGCCGGUCUGUCAGAGUGCGACGAAAACAAUCCAGACGUGGUGCCGUCACUAUCAGACGGCUGCUCGAGGGGAGACCCGAUGGAAGAGCCCCGGCUGACAGUCGUCAGGGACAACUGCCACACCGAGCUUUACAGCCCGCACCCGCUCAACCACGUCAACUUUGCAACGUUUCAGAGCGGUAGUCUGGGCCGGCCAAUCCACCCCGGCAUGCCACUACCAGCAGCCACUACAGUGACGGACCCUUUCGGCUCCGAUCGGGAAAGUGUAGUGUAGUAGUGCAUUGUGUCGCGAACGGCGGACGAGGGCGCUGUCGCCGCGGCAAAGCGACGGGACGAAAGGUGGCUGCGCCGGUGGCGGAAUCUCGAAGAGCACGGUAGCGGCAGAAGAGAAGACACCCAGCGAGCUACGUGGGCCGCCCCGGACGUUGGGAAGAAACUGACCAGUGGAUGCUGGUUGGGAUGGGCGAACACCAAACCUUCGCUGGCCUCUGGAACAGCGAAGGAUAAUCAGCUCUUGUCCAGGGCCAGGAACAAACGUAAGGUGCGAGUGGAAGGUUGCAAAGUCGCAGUGCGUACAUGGUCGAUGUCGCAAAUUGGUGUUUUCACUUUGAUGUUUUAACUACCAACGUGACUCGUUAAAACUUAAAAACGAUCUCCGUGCGAAGUAUUAUUUUUCAUGUCAACUUCAAAACGUUACCGUGUAUUUAUUCCUGUAACGAACGCGUGCCCGCAGCAGUAUGUGAUGGUUCUCUGGGCUGAGUUCAGGCUCCGGUGGCAGCGCCCGAGCCGCGAGUCUGACCCAGGCAGGCUCUCCGUCCGCGCGCGGAAUUCGCCGCCGCCGGAAGGUCGCACUUGUUAAUGGUGCACCCGCACACCGCGCCGUCGGACAGCAGAGAAAGUAUUUUUGGGCCGACGCCGCGUCCGGGAGCCGCGCUCGGCCGUUUGUCUAUACGCAAUCUUCCGCGAGUGUGCGCCGCGUGCGCCGCAGCCGUCGGCUUGUGUCGGUGCGUUUCCCGAACUGCGCCUUCUGCAGGUCUCAGCUGGAGUCUAUCGUAUUUGCUGGCCUGUCAGAGACACACAGGCGGCUUGCCAAGGCCGUUUCGUAAAUAUUGGCGUGGCUCGCCGUCUUGUGGUAGGUUGGAACGACUGCGGAGCCGGAGCUGGGUUCGGUGUGGCGUGAAAGGGUGGAGCACGGUUUCCACGGAUUCGCCGCAGUCGCGUGGGUGUCCUGGCGUGCCGCUGGCCCCAACAGGCCGCUGGGUGACGUUCAGACUUCCGUCGACCGUCACAGUCACCACCGUGACGGCAGUGUCACGGCGUGACCCGACGGCGGCAGUCAAUCAUCACACAGCGCCCUAAAUCAUCCUAAGCAGACCGCGCCGUCACGCGCUCGUCCAUGGCUGGUGUGGUGACGUGAGGUCCAAAUUUCCCGACUUCGCACUCUGGCAAUGCGACUCGCCAUGCUCCGGCUCCGGCUGUGUGUGUCGUGCAGGUGCUACCAGCUCCUGGAACUCAGGAGCGGCGCGGCGACGUGGGCCGCCGGACAGUCCCAGGUGGGCUCUGCAUCCGGCCCGCCCCCCGGUUAAAGCGAUGACAAAUGUCAGGAUUAGGAAAUGCCGAACGGCUCGCCAGCUGCGACUCUCGCUAACUGUGGUGCAAGAUGUGUUCCGAUCUCGAGAGGUGUUCAUCGUUCAUUUGUCGCGCACAGUUGCUCGGACACUCAUUCAUAUCAUACUUUUUUACAUGCUGUUUGAAUGUGAUUUGUCUGAACGAAAGCAUGUAGGGGUAUGGGCACACAAAGAACUGCUCGCGCGGGACAUAUCUACUGAAAUGUUUGUGGUAUACUUGGCAUAUCCGCGCAUUUAUAGAUGGCAAACCUCGCAAUGAAACCAUAUAAGCCGGCUUGAAAGCUACGCCUACUUUGGGUUUAAUCGUCCAAGUGCUAAACAUUUCAGACUGUCAGCAUCGCCAGUCUGCAUAUCCCUUUCAGAGGUCAUUUAUAUAACCCAUUCGUCAUAUCUCUGACGCAUAUCUGUGGAACAUGGACGUAUGUGCGGUUAUGUGAGCGUGUGGUCGUGACAGCAGGCAGGCCGGGCGAUUAGUGUGCUGCGGGCGGGAGGGUCCCUCCCCGUGGGUGGAUCUCACCCCAUGUUGUAUACCGUCUACUCGUGGUCAUGUCGUUCUGCUGAGUGUGCUGAGUGUGCAGAAUUGUCGCUCACCAAUCGCGCGUCGGCGGCCGAGCCCGCUGGUGAGCUCUUCUGUAAUGUGUCUCAUUGAUAUUUUGAACAGCAUCAAUCGCAUGCUUCUUGAUAAUAUAUGGAAUGUAGCAA
Molecule: messenger RNA, 4210 nt
Organism: Amphibalanus amphitrite
Lineage: Eukaryota; Metazoa; Arthropoda; Thecostraca; Balanomorpha; Balanidae
Product: B-cell receptor CD22-like
Exons: 13
Coding region: 406-2154 (582 amino acids)
Molecular function (GO): protein binding
Source: RefSeq, a predicted model, not a curated record